AUGCACCGAUCCCAUGGCCUUGUCCCCUGCCAACUUCUCUCAAUGGCAAGCACAGUUCACCGUCAAGACGUCCUUCCCCUGGCCUAUAAAUUCAGCAAGCGGCUCAGCUCAACACCGUCACUUCUUCAUCCGCUGAUCCACCAACUGAGCAGUGCAACAUCCAUAAAGUUGCAGAGGGUGGAAGCACUUGGGAGGAAGAGGCUCACGGUGUCAGCCAAAGAAGAUCAAGACUGCUACAGUUCUGUACCAGCCAAGGGCCACUGUGUCAUGUAUAUGGUCGAUGGGACGCGUUUUGAGGUCCCGUUGGAGUACCUCAGCACGACCGUGUUCGGCGAGCUCCUGAGGAUGUCCCAGGAGGAGUUUGGCUUUGCGAGCGAUGGCAAGAUCACACUGCCCUGUGAUGCUGCAGUGAUGGAGUAUGCCAUUGAAAUGACCAGGAGAAAUGCCUCCAUCGAGGUCGAGAGUGCAUUGCUCAGCUCUAUGGUGACGUCUUGCCACUACACUGGCUGCGCCAUGCCUACUGUUGGAGCCAGCCAACAGAUUUGCUGUUUGUAG
Messenger RNA from Triticum turgidum subsp. durum (durum wheat), 555 nucleotides. Lineage: Eukaryota; Viridiplantae; Streptophyta; Magnoliopsida; Poales; Poaceae. The record is from the annotation of a GenBank genome assembly.